Molecule: messenger RNA, 1653 nt
Organism: Musa acuminata AAA Group (dessert banana)
Lineage: Eukaryota; Viridiplantae; Streptophyta; Magnoliopsida; Zingiberales; Musaceae
Product: small ribosomal subunit protein uS12
Biological process (GO): translation
Cellular component (GO): ribosome; cytosolic small ribosomal subunit
Molecular function (GO): structural constituent of ribosome
Source: RefSeq, a predicted model, not a curated record
CUCGUGGUAUGGGAGCUGGGCGCAAGCUAAAAACCCACAGGAGGAGGCAAAGAUGGGCAGAUAAAGCAUACAAGAAAAGUCAUCUUGGCAAUGAGUGGAAAAAACCCUUUGCCGGUUCUUCGCGUGCCAAUGGUAUUGUCCUAGAGAAGAUAGGCAUAGAAGCUAAGCAGCCGAAUUCUGCUAUCCAAAAGUGUGCUAGAGUUCCAAAUGAUGGCUGCUUAAAUUUCAUAGAAGAAAACGACGAGGUCUUGAUUGCUGGAUUUGGACGGAAAGGCCAUGCAGACGGUGACAUCCCCGGAGUACGGUUCAAGGUGGUGAAGGUUUCUGGUGUGUCCCUGUUGGCACUGUUCAAGGAAAAGGAGAAGCCUCGGUGUUGAGGCUUCGCUGAGUUUUCAGAUGAAUCGAUCGAACUGGCUUUUGAAGAGCUUGCUGGCGUAACCCUUCACCAUGCCUGCCAGACAUCCCAAGGGUCAAUUCUUCAAGGAGUCUACACGACUGAACUGACGUGAAGGAUGGGAUCAGGGCUGGCUCGUUCUUUCAUGGUGCAGCUCAGCUCAGCUCCUCCUCCGUGUUUCUUGAGCUUUUCUUUUGCAGGUUGGGUUCUUCAAAGCAAAAACCAAAACUGUCGAUCGUGGCCCAGUCAAAGAAGAGCACGCAGACAUGAUGCUCCCCGCGAUCGCUGGCAUUUGUUGGUCCGACAAGCCAUCUGGAAUCUGGGGUUUAGCCCCCACUCCCACCGUCGUCUGCUAAAAAGGACAGAACAAUGAUCUCGUCCCCUUCUUUUGAUCCAACUUCUCAAACUCUUAAAGCUUUAAAUCCCCUACGGUUGCUGGCCAGCUCCAAAGCCUCCCCAUAUAUUCCCCCAGCUUUCUCUCCUUCCGAGCAUUCAAAAGCUGGAAAGCUGGAGAAAAGAGUUCGAGAAUAUCAUGGCUCUUGAACAAACAAAGCCCCUUCCACCUGCUUUCCAUCAUCCAUAAGUUGGCCACAUUCACAGCCAUCGCCACCCACGAGACUCGACUCCCCUUUCUCUGUAGCAGGCAGGUUGCUCCUCUUGACCCCGGACACAACACAGGGAAAACAUGUCGUCGCUUCCCCAGUCGACGCCGAUUUCAUCCUCGGACUCCAGGGGCUCGUUCGGCCCCGUCUUCAUCGUACUCGGAGUGAUUGCUUUGCUGGCCAUCAUCGCAUGCGUCGCCGGACGGCUAUGCGCUCGACUGAUGUCGGAGCCAAAGUCUGGCUCCCGGCGCAGGCAUCAUCCCCGUGCUGUCAAAGAUAAUGACAUAGAAGACGGACUCGAGUUCGACAUUCCCACCCUGAAACCUGCUUCCAAGGUAGCCAACCGAGAUGCACAACCCGCUUGCGACGGAGCGUCGAAAUCCAGCGUCGCCACCAAGAAUGCAGCGGGUGGAGUUUCCAAGGGAGCAGCAACUCAUCCUGCUUCGUCGAUCCAAGCCAACAAGCCAAGCGCGUGAUGGAAGAAGACCUCAACUUUUGUAUCAUACACUAUACUCACAUCAUACCACACCACACCACACCACAUCCAUGGAAGCUCUCUUCACUUGUUUUCUUGCUUCGAAGCCAAGCGCACUGUCUUGUACUUUUUUUCGAUGUGGAUUUGAUUUCAAGGUUCGGCUCGGAGGGAUCAAUGCUUAA